UGGAGCCUCCAUCCAUGUCCUCAACCUACUGAACCUAUGGCCCAUCUCCUCCUCCUCCUCCUCUUCCUCUCUUUCUCUCUCCUCCCUCUCCUCUCUCUCUCCGCCACAGACACCUUCGUCUACGGCGGCUGCACCCAACUCCGAUACUCCCCAAACUCCGGCUACGAGUCAAACCUCAACUCCUUACUCACCUCCCUCGUCAACUCCGCCACCUACACCUCCUACAACAACUACACCUUCCAAGCCUCCACCCCACAGGACGCCCUCUACGGUCUCUACCAGUGCCGCGCGGACCUCUCCAUGCCCGACUGCGCCACUUGCAUCGCCCGCGCCGUAACCCAACUAGGCGCUCUCUGUUCCGACACGUGCGGUGGCGCCCUCCAGCUCGAGGGCUGCUACGUCAAGUACGACAACUCCACCUUCCUCGGUGUCGAGGACAAGACGGUUGUGCUCAAGAAAUGCGGACCGUCUGUCGGGUACGAGGUGGAAGCAAUGGCGCGAAGGGAUGCUGUGCUGGCAGCGAUUGUGGGGUCCAGUGGGGCUUAUAGAGUAGGUGGGUCCGGGAAAGUGCAGGGUGUGGCGCAGUGCGUGGGGGAUUUGAGUGGGAGCGAGUGUCAGGAUUGUGUCGGGGAGGCGAUCGGACGGUUGAAGAGCGAUUGCGGGACGGCGGAUUUUGGGGACAUGUUCUUGGGGAAGUGUUAUGCGAGAUACAGUACUCAUGGGCCUCCCGUGUUCUCUAAGGCCCAUCAUGAUAAAUUUAGUGGUGACGGUGAGAAGACAUUUGCGAUUAUAAUUGGGCUUCUAGCUGGAGUUGCUCUUCUCAUUAUUUUUCUUGUUUUUAUAAGAAAAAUAUUUCAAGGAUCUGGUAAAUAACGGUAAAGUAUGGAAUGGAUGGAAGUUGUUUUUAAUUUUCUAUUUUAUUAUUUUUGUUUUUAAUUUUAAUUUUAUUUGCUAUUUUUCAAGAGAGUUUGUGUAUUAUUUACUUCUUCUCUGUUCUGGAAUCUGUCGCACACAAUUUUUCAUUUUUUUUCUUUUUUUUUUCUCUCAUAAAAUAAUAAUAUUACUCUACUUACUUUUCCUA
This is a messenger RNA of Cucurbita moschata (crookneck pumpkin), 1081 nucleotides long. Its product is annotated as cysteine-rich repeat secretory protein 60-like. The coding region runs from base 37 to 873 and encodes 278 amino acids. Lineage: Eukaryota; Viridiplantae; Streptophyta; Magnoliopsida; Cucurbitales; Cucurbitaceae. The record is from RefSeq and is a predicted model, not a curated record. The transcript is spliced from 3 exons. Gene Ontology annotation, cellular component: plasmodesma.